Closterium sp. Naga37s-1 is the source of this 4614-nucleotide messenger RNA. The record is from the annotation of a GenBank genome assembly. NCBI's taxonomy places the organism in Eukaryota, Viridiplantae, Streptophyta, Zygnematophyceae, Desmidiales, Closteriaceae.
AUGGAGCGACUGCACCAGCCGACGGCGCACGAGUUACGCCAGCAGCGGGAGGAGGCGGAGCGGCGGGAGAAAGCGCGGGAAGAGAUGCUGGAGAGGCAGCGGAACGAAGAGCAGCGAAAACAGGAGCUGGUAACCCGCGCGGCGACGAUCAUCGCAACCGCUGGGAUGCCAGGCGCGCGGGAAUUCCGCGCGGAGCAGCUGCGGCGGGAGGAAGAACGGCGCGCGGAAGAACUGCGCCAGCAGGAGCGGCGGCAGAAGGAAGAGGAGGAGCGGCGGCAUAGGGAAGAGCGGCGCCAGCAGCUGAAAACUCGCGCGGCGACGAUUGUCGCUAAUGCGCCGUCGUGGGAGCAGGCGCUACAGCAGCAGCUGCGGCAGCAGAAUCAUGCCGCUACAGUCAGUUUGCUCGAUCCGGACAUCGACGGAAUCUUGUGCGUGAAAGCGACGGAAACGGAAACGGAAACGUCGCCGGUGCUGUUGCCGCGACGUCGCCCACUGACGCUACAGAUCGACGACGCAAGCGACAGUAACGUUGUAACGGUCGCUUCCCCCGCGACAGGCUCCGCCAGGACUCCGCGGCAAGGCGCGGAACGCAGCCCGCGAUUAACGCCGCUGGCGACGGCGGCGUUCGCGUCCUCGCAAUCGGUUUUGGCGGGAUCGAUCUCCCGGGCCGCGACUCGCUCGUUCGGAUCAUCCUCCGCGCCGCCCCCUUCCGCGGCAUUCCUUCCGCCCAAGUCCCCCCCCGCGCCAAUCUGGGGCGCAGGCGCAGUUUCCGCCAGAGAGAGUCAGGAGGUGAAUAGGCCUGACGGUAGUCGACCGGAGGCGAUCAAAUCGCCGAAAGGCGCGCAGCAGCUUUCUUCGUUGUCAGGUGGCUGCUCCGCGCGGAGCUUGCACGGGCAGCAGCGGCAAUCAUUUCACGGGCAGCAGGGCGAGCCGCUCGGGCAGAAAAACGGGCACGUAAAAAAGUCGGUGUCGUUUCCUGACAUCGGGUGUCUUCACCCGCCCGGGUGUCUCGGAAAGGCCGCGGACCGCGGUACAAGCACUACGUGUAACAGCAGCGAGAUUCACGGCGGAAACACCAUUGCUAGCAGCGGCUCCAGCCGUAGCCCAAGAGCUUUGCGCGGCGUGUCGGCAAUAGAAAGGUCAACUAGGAGAGGCGACUCGAUGGAUCUUAGUGACGGGCACUCAGUAGUUAAAGAAGACGACUGGGGUCGCGCGGGAAUGGAUAGGCGCGAGAGGAGGAGAGGAGGCAGCGACGGGUGCGAGCCGUCAUUCGCGGAUGACUGGGCGGGCACUGUAGCGAGAACGCUUGUAUCGAGUACGGUUGUGGCGAGCGGGUGGGAGCGCGAGAUCAGCUUAGCGGAUAUGCCUCUCGAAUCCGCGCCGCCAGUGCCAGUCGCGUCCCCCCGCCCGCCCUUGGCUGCUGCAGCCCCCGCGGACGCGCCUGGAACUCAGAUUGAUCUGCACGAUAGCCCUUCCUCCUCCUCUCCUCCCUUCCCGCUCCCGCUCUCUCCCUCUCCGCACUCUCUCCCUCGCCACCCUUUCUCUCCUCACUCCCCCUCCCAAGACGCUGGAAGGCACUAUGGCACAUCGCCAACCCCACCAGCCUUCCAGGGCGCGAGUAGAAAGAAGGAUUCUCGCCCGCCUCUCUCCCCCACCUGCAUUCCCCCCCACGCCUCGCCCACCGGACCUGCCUCCAAGGCCCGGCACGCCUACCCCCGGAGCAAGAGCUCCGCCGAAGCAGAGGGUUCGUCUCCGGAAGGCAAAUCUCCCGAACCUGAGUAUUCUCCGGGUUGGGAUGGUGUUGGCGAGGCCGCAGCAAACGCAGCGGGUAGUGGCCGAUGGGAGGCGAGGCGAGAGGCAAGGCUUGGAACCAAUUCUGCUACUGAUGCUGGUGCUGCCGGCUCAGCCCCAGGCACACGCGAGGAGGCAGACGCAGAAACAGACGAGAGAGGCCAGUGGGAGGAGGCUGAGCUGCACAUCCAAACACGGUUCUUCAAGGCCAGCCGCAGCCGCCUCUUCAGCCUCGCAGCCAAGGGCCUCUCCUCCUUCUCCAAACUCCUUGCUGCUGCCGGUGCUGCCGCUGGCGCCGCUGCUGCUGGCAUGGGCGUGGGGGUUGUGGGGGUGAAUGUGCUGGGUGGGGAGUUUGGGGAGUUGGAGGAGCGGUAUGAGCUGGAGGGAGGGAAGGAGCUGGGUGCGGGGCAGUUUGGGGUGACACGGGUGGUGGUGUGUCGGAGCACUGGGAGGCGGCUCGCAUGCAAGACCAUCAACAAGGCUGCCUUCAAGGUGUGUGUUGUUUCUGCUCCGUCUGUUUUCUCGUCUUCUCGACUCCUCGUUUCCUCGUCCGUGCAUCUCUUGUUAUCUCCCCUCUCUGCCUCGUGCUUCUUGCUUCCCCUUUCCCCCUCACCAAUGCUCUACCCUUUCCCAUGCUCGGCCCCCUCCCAUGCUCUUGCUUCCACCCCUCCACACCCCAGUGCAAGUCCGACAUCAAAACCAGCUGCCAUCAGCGCCACCCCGUCCCAUUCUCUCUCCCUUUCCAUGCUCUCCCCUUCCUUCUUGCCCCAACCCCUCAACAACCAGUGCAAGUCCGACGUAGAAAACGUGCGUCGCGAAGUGGCCAUCCUAAACCUCCUCAAAUCGCAACCCAACGUGAUCCACCUAGAGGAAGCGAUCGAAACCCCCCACGCCAUCCACCUGAUUAUGGAGCUGUGCUCGGGCGGCGAGCUAUUCGAGCGCAUCAAGGAGCGGCGGCGGUACAGCGAGAGGGAGGCGGCUUUGGUGAUGCGCGCGGUGCUGGGCGUGCUGCAGAGCUGCCACCAGCGCCACCACGUGGUGCACCGCGACAUCAAGCCCGAAAACAUCCUCCUCGCCCACCCCUCCUCCCACACCGACGUGCGCAUCAUCGACUUUGGCGUCGCCACUUUUCUCAAGCCCGGGGGGAAGAUGUUGAACGAUGCGGUCGGGUCGCUGUUUUACAUUGCCCCGGAGGUGAUUGGUGGGUCGUAUGGGACGCCGGCGGAUGUGUGGUCGGCGGGCGUUGUCCUGUAUGUGCUGCUGGCCGGCGUGCCGCCGUUUUGGGCGGAGACGGAGGCGGGGGUGGCGAGGGCGAUCAAGGAGGCGGAGGUGGGGUUUCAGGGGUCGGCGUGGAGGGGCGUGUCAGAGGAGGGGAAAGAUUUGAUUCUGCGGAUGCUGGAUCGGGAUCAGAAGAGGAGGGUUUCUGCACAGGAGGCUCUAGGUGGGUUCUGGUCGCACAGGCCCUUCUUUGGACCACUGGCGAACUGCCACGUGGAGACCAUCUUUGCAGCCGUGGCGCGCUCCCUGCCAGCCGUGCGGUUCAGAAGGGAGUGCCUGAGAAUGGCGGAUGGCGGUACGGUGGCGCUUGAUUGGCCGAUAGGGGGCGAGGCGCUGGAAGGCACGUCGGCCAAUGGCGAGGUGCCACCUGGCACUCCCUGGCUGAUCCUGCUGCCGGGGCUGACAGGCGGCAGUGGAGACACGUAUGUGAGGCACAUGCUGGUGCGGGCCAGGCGGGCAGGGUGGGGCACUGUGGUCUUCAACUCGAGGGGCUGCGCCAACAGCCCCGUCACCUCGCCACAGUUCUACUCCGCAUCAUUCACCGAGGAUCUACGGCAGGUGGUGCGCCACGUGGCAGCACUACAGCCGCUCUCACGCCUCUAUGCGGCCGGAUGGUCUCUGGGGGCCAACAUCCUCGUGCGCUACCUGGGUCAGGAGGGAGAGGAGGUGCCGCUGGCAGGAGCCAUCUCUCUCUGCAAUCCAUUCGACCUCUUGCUGGCUGAUAGGAACUUCCACAUCGGAUUCAACAACUUCUAUGAUCAACGGCUGGGAUCGACUCUCAGGGGUAUUUACGCCAACCACGCCCCUCUGUUUGAGGGGCUGGGAGGCGAGUAUGACAUAGAGCUCGUUGCACGGGCCAAGACCGUGCGCGACUUUGAUGUGGGGCUCACACGAGUGUCAUUCGGCUAUCCCACAGUGGACGCCUAUUACAGCGAUGCCAGCAGCAGCCGAAGCAUCAAAGACGUGCGCUUGCCUCUGCUGUGCGUUCAGGCUUUGUAUGAUCCCAUCGCACCUGCGGAUGGAAUUCCGUAUGAGGCUAUCGAGGCUAUGGAUGAUCCCAUCGCACCAGCAGAGGGCAUUCCGUAUGAGGCUGUUGAGCAAAACCCCGUCACCAUGCUUGUUGGCACAUCCCACGGGGGCCAUCUGGGCUGGGUGGCCAGUCCUGAGGCUCCUUUCGGUGCCCCGUGGCCGGAUAUACUCACUAUGGCUUCUUUGCUUAUUCAUUCUCUGAUUCCUCUUGCCUUGCAGAAAAACCCCCUCACCAUGCUUGUGGGGACAUCCCACGGGGGCCAUCUUGGCUGGGUGGCGGGUUCUGAGGCUCCCUUUGGGGCACCGUGGCCGGAUAUCCUCACUAUGGAGUUUCUCGAAGGGUUGGAGAAGAGGGCAGUUGAGGACGAAAGCGAGGGUAUUCCCCAAGAGACUGCUUAUGAGAAGUUGUUUGGGCAAAGGGAGGAGUUGGAGGUGGUUGGAGAGGGUUCAGCGGGUGGUGAGGGUGGUCGGGGUCCUGAUGUGGGUGGUGAGGGAGGAAUUAAGGUUUCAUGGUAA